Molecule: messenger RNA, 3238 nt
Organism: Xyrichtys novacula (pearly razorfish)
Lineage: Eukaryota; Metazoa; Chordata; Actinopteri; Labriformes; Labridae
Source: the annotation of a GenBank genome assembly
GUCUACGUAUACAAUGUCUAUGGACAGGACCAGCUACUUCAAUACAAGACAGCUACAUGUUUUAUAAAUCAAUUGUUUGCCACUACUAGUUUAUUCCAAGGCUUAGUCAUAAACGGACCUAAUUUUCUUUCAUUCGUAUAAAGUGUUUAUAUGUAGUCAUUUAGAAGUAAAUGUCGGGUAAGUAUUAUUCAGUCGGGCUGCAUUUUAUUCAUGCACGGACGACGAUUUGCUCGUCGUCCUUGCAGAUCCGACUGGUAACAGUCUUUCCAGUUAUGAAAUGACAGAGACAACAAGUACUGCUAGCUGUGUGUCACUGACCGCAGAAGAUAGUCCCGAACAUAACAGGUAGGUUCAGGAGAGUCCGAGUGUCUCGUAUAACUUAUCAAAUGCCUCAGCCACAAAGUCUCUUUUGACCUUUUUUUCACCUUAGAUACAUGUAUUUAUUUUAUGUUAUAUUGGGCUUUCUCGACUGUCUGCAAUAUUGAUUCAACCCUCUGUGUUUUCAUUACACAUUAGUUUUCGUUUGGGUUGCAACAUGCAGCGCACUAUUAGUAACCAUGAACUGUUUAUCAAUUUUCAUACUGAUUUUAAUCCCAUAAAAUGAACAAUAAAUCCACAAUUAAACUCUGUAGUUGAAAGGCAUUAGUCCACUUUUUACUGAAGAGUUUUGGUUUGUGAUCUGUACUUGUAUUCAGAUCAAUAUGCUAAUAAAAAAAUCAGAACUCCAAAAAGGUAUUUAAGUUAAAUAACUGUAUGAUACUUUUGAUUAUGAUGAGUGAUUACAGAUUAAACUUUCCAAAAGUGAGCAUGGUAUUUUUCAUUUUACUCCCCCUCUGUACCAAUUACAGCAUUCCUACUUUUUAGUUGCAGUAGGAGCCCAUAUUGAUUUAAAAUGAUAAUGCAUUGUAAAUCUUGGUGAUUGUAAUUUCUUAAUCUCAAGUUUAAAAGCAUAACUUUCACCUUUAAACGGCUCUACUUAGUUGUAUAUUUGUUGCACUCAUUGUCUCUAUCUGAUACAGCCAGGAGAAAUGUGCAAGAAAAGGAAAUGGCUGAUAUAAAUCCUUUUCAUGUGGAUGGCUGUUCAAUAAAACAUGGGUUCAGAGAAUACCAGCACUGUUUGCAGCACAGUUUACAAUGCCUGUUAUGUAAUACAUCAUUAACAUAACAGGCUGUUGGACUGAAGUAGUGCUUUGUGUGAUUGAUCCUUGGACUAUGCAGUCGGGUAAGGUGAGGUUGUCCUGCAGCAUUCAGACAGCAUUUGACUCAACCCUCUGACUCGUGUUCCUCUCCAGUCUGACACUCAGACCUGAUCAGGAUGAAGAGAGUCCGGGUCGCAGUGGUGGGCGCAGGUGUGGUCGGCUUCUCCACAGCUGUCUGCAUUGCUGAGGCUCUUCCUUCCUGCUCUGUCACUCUGAUAGCUGAGAAGUUCAGUCCAGACACCACCAGUGAUGGAGCUGCAGGGAUCCUGUAUCCUGGGACUUUCCCGGGUGAGCAACAAUAAUUCUGUUAGAUAAACACUCAAAUGCAUGCUGUUUUUCUUGAAUAUUAUUUUGCAAGGGUAAAAUCUUUUAUAUUGCAAAUAUAAAGUUUUAAAUGUGUUACACAAUUGUUUUGCAUGCUUUAAAUGAUAAAUUAUAUUAUAUUUUAUAUCAGAUAUUCCCUUGGAAAGACAGAGACAUUGGUUCAAGGACAGCUUUGAUCACCUGUUGGCCAUUGCUCAAUCUGAACAUGCACCAGAGGCUGGAGUUAUGCUGAGCUCUGGGUAUUAACUUUUAUAAAGGGCCAUAUAAAGAGGGCAAACUUUCAGUCUUUUUGCACGCAGUGAUUUUUUAAAAUUAUGCUUAUUUUUUUACUCUAGAUGGCAGAUUUUUAAAGAAGUUCCAGCCAACAAGAAGCCACACUUUUCAGAGUGCAUGUUCGGCUUUCGUUUCAUGACUGACGAGGAAUUGAAAAGGUUUCCAGAUCAUAAAUUUGGGCAGGCGUUCACCACCGUAAAGUGUGAAUGUUCCAGCUACCUGCCAUGGCUUGAAAAGAGGUUAGUGCCUCACUUUAAACUCCUGUUAGAAAGUUUGUGGGUUUUUUUAAUUCCCUAUACAGAUUAAAAGAAAUAUUAAGAGUUUAAUUUUUGAUGGAUUGAUGGAUGAAAGACUUUCUGUUUUGACACAGGUUCAGACGAGCUGGCGGUCAGGUGGAAAAGAGGAAGGUGAACAGUCUUCAGGAGCUGAGCAGCAGCUACGACCUGAUAGUAAACUGCUCUGGUCUGGGCUCCAAAACCCUGGUGGAUGACGGCGAUGUGUACCCAGUCAGAGGUCAGGUCCUGAAGGUGGAGGCCCCCUGGCUGCAGCACUUCAUCAGAGACGGAGAUGGAAAAACCUACAUCUACCCUGGCAUACACAGUGUCACCAUAGGCGGCACGAGGCAGCAGGAUGACUGGAGAUUGAACGUGGACCCAGGAGACACAAAAGGUAUCCUGGAGCGCUGCGGCAGACUGGAGCCGUCGCUCAGCAAAGCUAAAGUCCUCAGUAAGUGGGUGGGGCUGAGGCCGGGCAGGAAGAACCCGAGGGUGGAGAGGGAGGUGGUGCAGUUGCAGGGUCGCAGGGUCCCCGUGGUCCACAACUAUGGCCAUGGAGGGUGGGGGGUCACGCUCGCCUGGGGGACGGCUCGGGACGCGCUGGGGCUGGUCAGGCAGUGCCUCCAUGACAUGCCACUACAGGCUAAACUGUGAACAAAGCUACAUCUUUAUACUCUUUACACUAAUGAACAGCUCGUCAGAAUUUCAAGCAGAGAUCUUAACGCACUGUAGGCUUGAAAAAUGUACACUAUGUAACUUAUGCAGCAAUAGUCAGAGAACACUGGAAUUAUGGUGAAAGGCGGCUAUAAUGUAUAUAUUUUUAUCUUAAUUUCUGCUUUAGGUGCCAAGAACAUUUGCCCUCUAAGAGGCCAGUUUUAAUUUCAGGGAAAAUUGUAGAUGAAAUACACUGUAUUUUGUUAAAGAUGUGGAAUCAACAACAAAGAUCAACAGCUAUGUUGGAUGAAUACAGAAAAUAACAUAACUACUGAUUUAAAAAAAAGGAAAGACUGAACACUAUUAACCAGAAUACAACUCUUUUUGAAAUUAAGUUUACAUGUAUAAUUCAUGUUAUUUUUUGGGUAUGAUACUAUUGUACUAUCGCUUAAUGGUUUCACAUUAAAAUAGUUUUUCCAAAUGCACAAAUUAAACCACUGAGUGCUACUAAAA